This is a messenger RNA of Durusdinium trenchii, 1248 nucleotides long. NCBI's taxonomy places the organism in Eukaryota, Dinophyceae, Suessiales, Symbiodiniaceae. The record is from the annotation of a GenBank genome assembly.
UUCACCCAGCAGAUUCACCAACUAAUAACCUGUGGACUACAGAGACGCUGAUGGCAUUGGUGGUCCCUCUCCACCUGAGAUGUUGCCUAGACUGGAUUUGCACGGAGGCCGAGGGCUACCUGAGAAGGACACCAAAGUGGGGAACACUGGCGAGGCCGUGGUGACGCUGCCGCGGCUGCGUUUGCUGCGCCAGGUCACUAGCCGGGAUGAAGCACGGGAAGCUCGCCGCCACCAUGUCUCGCCCCGCAGCCCCAGCUCGGAGGCGAAGGCACCCCGUGCCCCGGCCAGAGGGCGGGGGAUGGUGCGCCCAGGCCGAGACAAGGGCCGAUCACCUUCUCCAAUGCGUCGGCGUAUGCCGACUGAGGAGCGAAAUGGCUAUGUGCCUCAGCACGAUGCCCAGCAACGUGUUCGGCAGCACAUGCGGCAGAAACGACGGAAGGCGAAAGAGGAGGAGGAGCUGCGAGCGGUCGAGGAGAAGGAACGACAAGAGAGGGUGCAGAAGUCUAUGCCGCAGGUAGAGGCGUACCGUCGGGAGUUGGCUCGCAAGGCCGCCGAGCUGCACCGCCGGGAGAAGGUCGCGAAGGAAACGGCCGCCGUGGAGCAGGAGCAGUUGGCCUCCGCCCGUCGUGAGCGCGUGAAUCGGUACAUCACACCUGAUGUCAUCAACACACAUCUGGGGAGGCUGGACGCUUCCGGCGAGGAGCGCCGCCCGGCAGGCUCCUCGGUCCGUGCUCUACGUGAGGAGGUGGUGAUCAGCGGCAGCUUCGCCACCGGCAGCGUGCGUUCGAGGCACAAGGUGAUGUUAUCCCCAAGGCGGCAAGACAGGCGCGGACCUCCACGCUGGGAGGCCGCCACGGUGGGUUCAGGUUACAUGGCUGACGCGCCAAGCCCGGGGGAAGACCCCACUGAAAGCUUGGCUCCACCUCCUGCACACACCGUCGACGUGCUAGCAGAGGCUCCCUUUGGGGCACCUGAAGCAGCGAUAGAGGCAAGUGUUGCGGAACCUUUGCCGGCCAAGACGGAGGCUGAAACCUGGAUGUGGUGAAGCAACUCGUGCAAUCUGAGCACUCGCGAUCGAUCUGUGACCUUGUAAGCUGAUUGUUCAGCUCUUGCAGAUGUCUUUCAACUAUUUCCCAUAGCUGGAGAUUGACAUAUGGGGUCCUUCUUGAAAUACGUAUACAUAAUUUCAUGAUUAUACAUUCCCGAAAACUAAACAUGGACCUGAGAAUGGCACCCUGAAAGACUGCC